Nannochloropsis gaditana CCMP526 is the source of this 235-nucleotide messenger RNA. RefSeq lists its product as uncharacterized. The annotation marks the transcript as partial. The transcript has a single exon. The record is from RefSeq and is a predicted model, not a curated record.
UGACAAUGGACCUUUCUCAAAAGGUUCGCGACACGGCUGCACAAGAGCAGUUCAUCGAUCUGCAAGAAGACCUCAUCGCAAUAGCCGAAUGUACCAAGAGAUUAGCAGAAGAACGCAGGACGAUUAUGUGCGAGCGUGCCGAAGAGCGGGUUAUCUCUACUUUUGACCUCAUUUUAAGUCGUGUUCUGCAUCCGACAAGGCUUUUGUUGAAAGAUAGGGAGAGAGCUCUUCGCAA